ACAAGAAACUUUCCACACCAAAAGGUGGCAGUGUCCGUCUCACUUUCUUUUUUCUUCAGUGAUAUAACCCGCCAAACUCUCUUCACCUCAUGUGUUGCAGAAAUGGCGACUCGAGCCAAAUCAGGUCGUGGAAGGAAGCGUAAGACUGACGUGGAUGCAGAAACAGCUGCAGUGGAGGAGAAGAAAGAAAAACUUGAUGGAGUUGACAAAAAAGAUGAAGAAACAGGACAAAGGGUCGUCAUUGAGCAUUGCAAAAGCUGACGGGUUUAUGGGCGGAAUGCUGAAGGUGUGCGUGAGGCACUUGCAGCUUCGCACCCUGAACUUUGUGUGGUGCUCAAUCCUCAGAAACCUCGGAGGAACAGCUUUGAGAUCAUACUGAUGGAGGGAGACAAAGAGGUUGUUUUGUGGUCUGGCAUUAAGAAGGGUCCUCCACGCAAACUAAAGUUUCCUGAUCCAGCUGAAGUGGUUUCUGCUCUGAAGGAAGCGUUGAGGAGCGAGUAGAGGUUAUAAGGAG
Molecule: messenger RNA, 514 nt
Organism: Cyprinus carpio (common carp)
Lineage: Eukaryota; Metazoa; Chordata; Actinopteri; Cypriniformes; Cyprinidae
Product: selenoprotein H-like
Cellular component (GO): Golgi apparatus
Source: RefSeq, a predicted model, not a curated record